Molecule: messenger RNA, 561 nt
Organism: Hydra vulgaris (swiftwater hydra)
Lineage: Eukaryota; Metazoa; Cnidaria; Hydrozoa; Anthoathecata; Hydridae
Source: RefSeq, a predicted model, not a curated record
AUGCGUGCUAAUACACCUGUAAGAUUUGGAAAAUAUUCGGACACAAUAGGCGUGAUUGAUUGUUCAGAAAUAUUCAUUGAAACACCAAGAAAUUUAGAGCUGCAAGCAGCUACCUGGUCAGAGUACAAGCAUCAUAACACUAUGAAGUUUUUAAUUUCAGUAGGACCUAAUGGAUUUAUUACAUUUAUUUCUGAAGCAUACACUGGAAGAUGCUCAGACAAAUUUAUUACAAACGAUUCAGAAUUUUUAAAAACUGUUCCUUCACAUUCCAGAAUAAUGGCAGACAAAGGAUUUUCUAUUGUAAAUGAAUGUUCAAGUAGCAGUAUUUACUUUACAGUCCCUCCUGGCAGACGGGGCGUUUCGCAAAUGUCACCUACUGAUUUAAUAAAAACAACUGAGGUGGCAAAACUGAGAAUAGUGGUAGAACAAGUUAUACGCAGGAUUAAAACGCACAGAAUUUUAUCAUGUGAAUUUCCAAUGACUAUGUUACCACAUUUAAAUGACAUUUUAAUUGUGUGUGCAGCACUAUCAAAUCUAAAGGUACCUAUAAUGGUUGACUGA